AUGAGAUCCUAUCCCAAAUUGGACCCCCCCCCCCACCCUCGCUGUGACCGGUUUGACCGUGAGCUGCAACUAGAGUUGGACACUGUGGAUGCCAGUGCGGGGAAGCUUGGCCCCGGCUCUCAGAGCGGCAUCGUGCGGUGGAUUCCGCUGCAUCACCUUCACAUAUCCGGGGAAUACGGGAUGUUGGGCCAAUGGCAGAGGCAUCCAGCUCCGCGUAAGAUUUAG
Molecule: messenger RNA, 225 nt
Organism: Penicillium chermesinum
Lineage: Eukaryota; Fungi; Ascomycota; Eurotiomycetes; Eurotiales; Aspergillaceae
Exons: 1
Coding region: 1-225 (74 amino acids)
Source: RefSeq, a predicted model, not a curated record